CUCUCUCUCUCUCAUUUCUGUUUCAAGCUUUUCUGAUUUCUUCUUCUCUCGAGAAAAUUCCGGUUAUUUUCUCGGGAAAACUAAUCUCCUAACGGCUUUUCAUCUCCGGCGUCAAUUUUCCGUUUCCGUUUUCUCUUUUUCUCUCUCUUUAUAAACACAGACCUCCUCUGAUUCCUGUUAGAUUCUCUGAAUCGGAACAAACACGCCUUCAUCGGAUUUUGAUUCCAAAGUACAUGGUGACAUGCAUAUUCUAGAGUUUGCUGUGGAUUCGCCUUUGUUCACUGAAAUUUCGAGGUCAAGAUAUUCUACAAAUCUUGCUCUGCCGCUGGAUUAAGAUGUCAGGUCUAGAAGGGUGGGGAACUCAAGAUGAAUUUAGAGACAGAAGAGCAGAUUUUGAGAAUUCUGAAGAAGAGAGAAGGCGUUCAAGAAUUUGCAACCUCAGGAAGAAGGCGAUAAAUGCUUCUAGUAAGUUCACCCAUUCUCUUAAGAAAAGAGGAAAAAGAAAAAUCGACUACAGGGUUCCCUCGGUUUCUAUAGAAGAUGUAAGGGAUGCAGCAGAGGAGAUUGCUGUCCAAGAAUUGCGUCAAAGGCUCCUUGACAACGACUUAUUGCCUGCUAGGCAUGAUGACUAUCAUACUUUGUUGAGAUUUUUGAAAGCUAGAGACCUUAAUAUUGACAAAACAAUUCAAUUGUGGGAAGAAAUGCUUAAAUGGAGAAAAGAAUUCGGAACAGAUACCAUAUUGGAGGAUUUUGAAUUUGGAGAGCUCGAUGAAGUAGUGCAGUAUUACCCUCAAGGGUACCAUGGUGUUGAUAAAGAAGGCAGGCCUAUUUACAUAGAGAGACUGGGUAAAGCUCAUCCAAGUAGGAUUAUGCAAAUCACCACCAUAGACCGAUACAUAAAGUACCAUGUGCAAGAAUUUGAGAGGGCUCUACAAGAAAAAUUCCCUGCUUGUUCAAUUGCUGCAAAGAGACAGAUAUGUUCUACAACAACUAUACUUGAUGUGCAAGGCUUGGGCAUGAAAAAUUUCACGCGCACUGCUGCAAAUCUCCUGGCUUCCAUGACAAAGAUAGACACCAAUUACUACCCUGAGACAUUACAUCGGAUGUACAUUGUCAAUGCUGGUCCUGGCUUUAAAAAGAUGCUUUGGCCUGCUGCACAGAAAUUUCUUGAUGUAAAGACCAUCGCAAAAAUACAGGUGCUGGAACCUAAAUCCUUAUACAAAUUACUGGAAGUGAUUGAUUCAAGUCAGUUGCCAGACUUUCUGGGUGGAUCAUGUACAUGUGCUGCCGAAGGAGGCUGUCUCAGGUCUAGUAAAGGUCCAUGGAACGAUAUUGAGAUAAUGAAGCUUCUGCAUAAUGCUGAAGCAAUAUUUGUGAGGGAAAUAACCAGAGUGUCUAAUGAUCAGCAGAUAUUUGACUCGUAUGUUCAGAUACGGCCGCUCAAGGGUAGAGCAAGUGAUACAUCAAUGGUCGAAUCAGGGUCAGAUAUUGAUGAUCCUUGUUCAUCAUUAGGACGAAGGAGUUCUGCACGUCCUGCUUUGGCUGCAGUUGAUGAAGAAGCAUCAGACCAAAGUGCUUACUACCCCUGUGAUGAUCAUUUUCCUCUGGUUGAAAAAUCUGUCACAACUGAUCUGGGACAUGAUCAGAAUCAGUCAGUUGAUUGUUGUAUGAACAAUAGUUCUUGUGAGGCAACAUUAAAUUCAGAAGGGAGUUCAGUCGGCCAUCAUCUUGACUCUGUUAAGGAUAAAAUCGAGAAGAGAAAUUUCUCUCAUGUGGCGAGAUUGAUGAUAUCUUUCUUGGUCAGACUAAUACCAUUUUCUCAUAUUCUAAGAUUGGAAUUUUGGAGACGGCAGAAUAACAAUGUUUACCCAUCCAAUUUGGUGGAAAGCAUCACGGAUACCAAUUCAUCAGCACCUGAAGCUGUGGAAGAAGACCGUGUCCUUCCAUGUUUACAGCGUCUUCAACAAUUAGAAAAAGUAUACGAGGAACUUAGCAACAAGCCUGCUACCAUUCCUUUAGAAAAGGAUCGAAUGCUUAUGCAAUCUUUGGACAGGAUUAAGUCUGUUGAAUAUGAUCUUGAGCAAACAAAAAGAGUGCUGCACUCUGCAGUGGUAAAGCAAGUUGAGAUUGCUAAUUUGCUGGAGAAUCUAGAUGAGUCCAGAUUUCAUCGAAAGAGACUGUUCUGUUGAAUAGGUAAUCAUAGUGGAUCAAAGUAAAAGGAGUAUGAUGCACCCACAGCAAUAUACAGACUGGGAAGAGGCACUUAAAAUUUCGAAUACAGUUUCUCUUCCCCUACCCGCUUUUAAUUUUCUUUUUAAUUUUUAUUUUCUUAAAAUGGGCUGUAACCUUUUGCUGCUUUUGGAACAGAACAGUGCAGAGAUGAAAAGAAAAAAAAAAGAAUGAAUGAAAUUUUGUACAAUGCGGCAU
Messenger RNA from Fragaria vesca subsp. vesca, 2427 nucleotides. RefSeq lists its product as uncharacterized. Bases 336 to 2189 code for a protein of 617 amino acids. NCBI's taxonomy places the organism in Eukaryota, Viridiplantae, Streptophyta, Magnoliopsida, Rosales, Rosaceae. The transcript is spliced from 15 exons. The record is from RefSeq and is a predicted model, not a curated record.